CAUCCAUCAGAAAAAAUACUUCCGGGAAAGGACAGAAACACACGUGUGCGAGCGUUUUACGGUUUAUGUUAUACUAGUAGCUAGCCUACAUACUUCAUAGUUGUUGACGAUUCAAACACGCGCGUUUUCUUUUACGAUGUCUCCGCCAAGGAGUAAGAAGAGGAAGCCGAGCUUUCGCAGGCUGCUCAAGACAAGUAACGUGAAGCUUGAAAACAAGCUGAAAAAUCGGCAGUUCAAGAAGGAGAGCACUGACAAGAAACACCGCAAGGAGCAGAAGAAGCUCCGCGCAGCACUCAAAGAUGCCGCCUUGAAAACCCCCCUCCCAAUGGAGCGUUACAAGAAGAGGCCAGAGGAUGAAGAGGAGGAGGAGUUUGUGGAGUCCCUGCCAAUGGACAUGAUGGAUGAAGAUGACCUGGAGCAGAUCAAGGCCAUGGCUCAGAAAGCCUCCUUCCUCACAAGAGACCUUUCAUCUAGUGGUCCUGUGCAUGCCAAGAAGCGUAAGUCGGAGCAGCAGGGGCUGGAAAAUUAUGAGAAGAUGCCCAGGAAAAUGCAUCAGACAGAGGAGAAGGAGGUUAUUCACCUCCUGCCGAUCAAAGACAAGAUUAGAGGUCUAAUCCCUCAAAGCAUGGAGAAACCUGUUGUACCAAAAGAAAAUGAAGAGGAGGAUGAAGCAGAUGCCCUGACUGGCUUUGAGCAGUUUGAAAACGAGGAUGAGGCUGAGGCCAGGCCGGCCCUAACCGCUCAGGAGCAGCUGAAGGUCCGAACACAGAAGCUGAUCGACCGGAAACUCCGCAUCGCCAGUCUAGGAUCAGACAUCCUCUCAGAACCUACCACCAAUAUCAAGAAGCUGAAAGAGCUGCGAGCCAUGCUGAUGGAGACAGACCCGUGUGUGGCCGUGACAGUCAGAAAGUUGGUCAUGGUCUCUCUGAUGGAGGUCUUCAAGGACAUCGUACCCUCCUACAGGAUUAGACCCCUGACGGAGACAGAAAAGGCCUCGAAGGUGAAGAAAGAGACCCAACAGCUUAGGGAGUUUGAGGAGGGCUUGGUGAGCCAGUACAAGUUUUACCUGGAGAACCUGGAGCAGACAGUCAAAGACUGGAAGCAGAAGAAGAGAAAGCGGAGAGAGUCCGUGUCCCUCCAGUCCUAUAAGGGUCUGGCUGAGGUGGCCAUCCGCUGCAUCUGCGAACUGCUGGUCGCCCUGCCACACUUCAACUUCCACAACAACAUCAUCGUCAUGGUGGUGCCCUUAAUGAACGACUCCAUCAAGAGGGUUUCGGAUAUGUGCUGUGAGGCUGUUAAGAAGCUGUUGAAACAGGACAAACCGGGCCAGGCAUCACUGGGGACUGUCAAGGUCAUCUCUGGCUUUGUCAAGAGCAGGAACUAUGACGUCAGACCUGAGGUACUGAAGGUUCUCCUCUGCCUGAGAAUAAAGGAAGCUGAGCUGAAGAAAGACACAGACGACACCGCUCCCAAAAAAAAGGUCAUGAAAUAUAAAGACAAACAGAAGACUCUGUCCAGGAUGCAAAGGAAGUGGAAGAAGGCUGAGGAGAAACUGGAGAAAGAGCUGUUAGAGGCAGAUGCGUCAGAGAGCAAAGACAAGAAGAUCAAACUACACACAGAGACCUUGAACAUUGUGUUCUUGAUAUACUUCAGAAUACUGAAGAAAGCUGAAAAGUCCAUCCUGCUUUCUUCCGUUUUAGAAGGUCUAGCAAAGUUUGCCCAUCUAAUCAACCUUGAAUUCUUUGAUGACUUGUUGAACGUUCUCCAACAUCAUAUCCAAUCAGGAGAUCUUACCUAUCGGGAAAGUCUUCACUGCAUUCAGACAGCCUUCAACAUUCUCUCUGGUCAAGGUGAUGUCCUCAACAUCGACCCACUGAAGUUCUACACCCACCUGUACAAGACCCUGCUCAAACUCAAUGCGGGAGCGUCAAAUGACGACAUCAGCAUCGUGCUGCGGUGUCUGGACGUGAUGCUGACCAAGCGCAGGAAGCAGGUGACACUGCAGCGCGCCCUGGCCUUUGUGAAGCGGUUGAGCACGCUCAGUCUGCACACGCUGCCCAACGCCACCGUGGGCAUCCUGGCAUCCAACAGGACCUUGAUGCAUACCUUCCCGAAGUGUGACAUCCUCCUGGACAAUGAGGCGCAGGGCAGUGGGGUGUACCUACCGGAGCUGGACGAGCCUGAGUACUGCUGCCCUCAGAACACGGCCAUGUGGGAGCUACACACACUAAAGAAACACUACCACCCAGUGGUCCGAAGGUUUGCCACUCACCUCUGUGCAGGCGCUCCCAGUGAAGGAUCUGGGGCACUGAACGUUCAACUUGCUAGAAGACACCCAGUCGAGCUGUUUGAGGACUACAGUGCUAAAGACAUGACAUUCAAUCCUCCAGUGGCAGCACCUUCCACAAAGAAAAAGGAUUAUUUCACGAUGGGUAACGCCCUGUUGGAUGAUCAAUUGAAGACGCAGAUUGACCGCGUUCUGUCAGCUGAGACAGAAGAAGCAUCGCUUGAUUUCUCUGCAAUUCUACACCAGACUAGGAACACAUGAGAAUUCCUGUUCACUUGCCGUAUUUUGUAAUGACAUCAAAUGUAAAAUAACUUAUGAUGUAGGUAUUCUUAAAUAAUUAUUUUGUUCAGACAUUGUAGCCAUGUGUCAAUGUAUUUUGGUUAAAGAAAAAUAAAGAAGUGAACCAUUA
This is a messenger RNA of Esox lucius (northern pike), 2696 nucleotides long. RefSeq names its product NOC3-like DNA replication regulator (gene noc3l). NCBI's taxonomy places the organism in Eukaryota, Metazoa, Chordata, Actinopteri, Esociformes, Esocidae. Gene Ontology annotation, molecular function: chromatin binding. The record is from RefSeq and is a predicted model, not a curated record. The transcript is spliced from 20 exons. Gene Ontology annotation, cellular component: nucleolus. The coding region runs from base 137 to 2548 and encodes 803 amino acids. Gene Ontology annotation, biological process: DNA replication initiation.